AUGGACAUCUGGAAUUUGCACUGCACCAUCUGCGGAGGGCCAACGGGCCAGCGUCUCUGGAAUGAGGAAGACGACGACUUCAUCGACUUCAAAGAGCUCCCUGGACUCACUCUCGACGACACGCACUGGAUCGGACGCUCGUCUGUCGUGGUCUAUGCGGAUUGUUUAAGCCUACCGGGAGAAUUCGACGACGACACGGGAAUUCUCUACGCAACGGGUGACGAAGUCAUAGGGGACGAAGACGGAGACGACCUUCUCCUGGAGAAAAGAGACCCUGUCCUAAGACCCAAGGAUGCGCCAUUGUCUCCCCUUGGACGUGGGGAAUACAUAUGCGCCAGUGCUGACAGGAUGCUCGUUCACGAGUUAUGCAUACGGCUUGCCGCGAGCUGGACGAAAGAGGCGCGUCCAGCAGCGUUCCGGGGAGAUGGGUUAUCGAAUACAGCCAAAUUCUUCUGGACCAACCAAGGUCCUGGGUGCAUAUGGGCGUAUGAGGCGGACAUGAAACUUGACGACGACGAAGACUACGACACUCGCGCAUACCUGGUCAAGUCUAGGGCCGCACACAAAGCAGCCAGAAGACCCGCUCGAAUCAACAUUGCCGACAACUGGCAAAAUCGCAAAUUUCUCUACGGGUACAGCGAAGACGACACGAGCAGUCGAGCGUGGCAGAAAAGUCUUUAUGAAGUGUACUACCACCAAGCGGACUACGGGAUCACGCACCUCAAGCGCCCUGACCGUUUCCCCGACGUUCAUGAGCUGCCUACCGAGCUUCCCGUCCCCUCCCCAAGCUCCUUCUUCCCCUUCAAUCUCCCAGCAGACAUCGUGCUGCACCUCCUUUCGGAACUUGAUGGGCCCUCCAUGCAUGCGCUCGAGCGCACGUCUCGCGUUUGGCACGAUUUCCUGCAGUCCAAGUUGGCCCAGCAGCACGUAUGGCUCCCGCUCCUGCGCAAAUGUCACUACACCCCGACGGAUGCGGACUGGACGGAAAGCGCGGAUGCCAUCCGUCAGACGCUCGUGUCUCCGGAACGUAGGGCCACGGUCGACUGGCGGAGAUACCACAUCGAUUGCAGCAGAAGCUCGAAUAUGAUAAACCGCGCUCGCAUUCAUUGCUCUGUUCAGAUCAUCGGUCAGUGGUUAGGUCACUUUGAUCCAGCCUAGCUGGAUAAGGCACUGGGUGCAUGAGCCUGACGGCGAGGGUUGCAUGUUUUUCUGGUGCCAUGGAUUCGAUCUUUUCGAGGAGCAUCGUUGGAUAUAUAUCCUCAGUCGUACACAUAUUCAUACUGGCUCUCGAAAGCCUAGACAACUAUAUCCUCUUCGUUGUGACAAAAGUCG
Messenger RNA from Punctularia strigosozonata HHB-11173 SS5, 1332 nucleotides. RefSeq lists its product as uncharacterized. Gene Ontology annotation, molecular function: protein binding. Lineage: Eukaryota; Fungi; Basidiomycota; Agaricomycetes; Corticiales; Punctulariaceae. The transcript has 2 exons. The coding region runs from base 1 to 1158 and encodes 385 amino acids. The record is from RefSeq and is a predicted model, not a curated record.